AUGAAAACAGGCAAUUGGAUAGAACUUUUUGAAAAUUUUUGGGAGUAAUUUAAAACAUUUUAAUUUAGCAAAUCAUAAGUGACUUUUAUAGGAUUAUAUUUAAAUAAUAAAAAAUAAGGAAAAUGGUAAAUAUAUUUUUUUAAUUAAAAAUUAAAAUAAAUAAACAAAAUGUAUAAAUUUAUUACAAUUUAAAAAGCGGUGAAGGCUAUUAUGAUUAUGAAGGAAUUAGUUAAGGGUAUUGGAUUAAUUUGCACAGAAACUUUUAUGAGUAUAUAAAUAUAAAUAAAUUUAAUAGUGGAAGAUAAAUUAUUUAUAAAGGAAGUUAUAAUAAUGGUACUAAAUAAGGAUGGUGGGAUAUUUCAUUUCAUAGUUAUUUUGAUAGUCGUUUUAAAAAGAUGUAAUAAUUAAAAUACUCUUAGAGGAGGAGGUUAUUAUAAUAGAGAUGGGAAAAAAAUGGAAAAUGGAUUGAGGUUAGUGAAAAUUUUUGGAAGUAAAACUAAUCUAAUUAAUUUAAGUGGAUGUUAGAUUUUAGAAAAAGGAGAAUAUAGAAAUGGUUUAAAAAUUGGAAUUUGGGAAUCUUAAUUAAAGGAAUAUAUAGAUGAUAAUUAUAAAUUAAUGUAGUUAUCUUCAUUAUUAAUCUAUUUUUAGAGGCUUAGGAUGUUAUAAUAUUGAUAGAAAAAAUGGAAAAUGGAUAGAAAUUCAUCAAAAAUCGAUGAGGUAUAAUUAUAUAAUAGUUUUAUUCAUUCUAAAUAUUUUGAGUGCAAAAUAAUAAAUGUAGGAAAUUAUAAAGAGGGUCUUAAAAUUGGAAAUUGGAUAAGUAUAGAUCAAUAAACUGAAAAUAUUAUGUAAAAGUAUCAUAUUUGAUUAUAGAGGAGGAGGUGAUUAUAAUUAAAAUGGAUAGAAAUUAGGAAUUUGGGUAGAAGCAGAAGAUUAUAGGUAGUAAUUAAUAUCAUAUUUUCAGCUCUUUGUCAAAAAUUACAUAAAAAGGCAGAUAUGUAAAUGGAAAUAAAGAAGGAUAAUGGCAAAUUAAUUUGAAUAAUUA
Paramecium primaurelia is the source of this 1042-nucleotide messenger RNA. The record is from the annotation of a GenBank genome assembly. Lineage: Eukaryota; Ciliophora; Oligohymenophorea; Peniculida; Parameciidae.